Molecule: messenger RNA, 1053 nt
Organism: Chanos chanos (milkfish)
Lineage: Eukaryota; Metazoa; Chordata; Actinopteri; Gonorynchiformes; Chanidae
Gene: sh3gl3b
Product: SH3-domain GRB2-like 3b
Exons: 9
Coding region: 1-1053 (350 amino acids)
Biological process (GO): synaptic vesicle uncoating
Cellular component (GO): presynapse; glutamatergic synapse; cytoplasm
Molecular function (GO): protein binding
Source: RefSeq, a predicted model, not a curated record
AUGUCCGUGUCCGGAUUGAAGAAGCAGUUUCACAAAGCAAGUCAGUUGCUAAAUGAAAAGAUAAAUGGAGCAGAAGGAACAAGGCUGGAUGAAGACUUCAUAAAAAUGGAGAGGAAAAUUAAUGUCACCCACAAACUGGUCCUUGAGCUUGUGCCCAAAACCACAGAGUACCUUCAGCCAAACCCAGCAUAUAGAGCGAGAGUUGGCAUGCUCAACACAGUCUCCAGACUCCGUGGGAAGGUGAAGUCUGUCAGCUACCCUCAGACAGAGGGCAUACUGGGAGACUGUAUGUUACGCUACGGCAGAGAGCUUGGCACAGACUCGACCUUCGGCUGUGUCUUGGUGGACUUUGGAGAGGCCUUGAAACACAUAGGUCAUGCCAGAGACAUGCUUGACAUCAGAGUGAAGACCAGCUUCACUGACCCUCUGCAAUGUCUACAGGACAGUGAACUGAAGGAAAUUGGGUACCAUUUAAGAAAACUGGAAGGCCGUCGCUUAGAUUUUGAUUACAAGAAGAGGCGUAAGGGGAAGCUAGCAGCUUUGGAGAUCAGGAAGGCCCAUGAGAAGUUUGAAGAAUCCAGAGAGCUGGCUGAGAGAAGCAUGCACUGCUUUCUUGAGAAUGAUGUGGAGCAGGUACACCAUCUAUCAGCUCUUGUUGAGGCCAUGUUAGACUACCAUCAGCAAUCCUGCCAAAUUCUCAGCGACCUCAGAAGCACCCUUCAGAGCAGGAUAAGUAGUGCAAGCAGCCGACCAAAGAGGGAGUACACGCCAAAACCUGUCACGAACACCAUGUGUUACAUGGAGCCAAAUGGAUUUUCCAACAGUUUGUCUUUCCAGUCUUCAGGUGGAUGUAACUCUAUCCUGGACCAGCCCUGCUGCCAGGCACUUUACAGUUUUAACCCUGAGAAUGCCAGGGAGCUGGGCUUUAAGGAGGGUGAUCUCAUUACACUCACCAACCAGAUCGAUGAGAACUGGUAUGAGGGCAUGAUCAAUGGCCAGUCGGGUUUUUUUCCCAUCAGCUAUGUCCAGGUCCUCGUUCCUCUGCCACAAUAA